CAACAUGCCGGGCCGUGACCACAAAAACUCCCUUACACUCGAUGUCGACGCGUGUAGUUAUACUUCAGUGGGGCGUUCUUCUAUUACGUCCACCCCUGUUAGCCUCGCUAGUGUCGAGCGGACCUGGAACUUUCGUAUCAACUACCCACCCGAGGAGCGCGGUCGCAGGAAACCCGCUACUAUCGGCACGGUGAUCGUACUGUUGUUCCUGGUGGUCAUGAUCACGGUGGCUGUCAUCGUAGCGACUGGGAAAGGUGGACCGGACCAGGGCGAGCAACCGCCGGCAGAGGGGAUGAGACACUGCCCGUGCAGUCAGGGGUGUAGCCUUUCUUUCGUAGAGACCAUCCCGGAAGAUGUGAUAUUCCACCAGAACUCUUCCCAUCUGCCUAGGACAUACGACAGCUGGCUGGAGCUCCUGAGUACUGCCCAGAGGACAGUGGACAUCGUGUCGUCAUCAUGGAACCUUCAGGCGGGGAGCGACACUGAUGUUCACAACGACACAGGCGUUUCACAGCCAACACUAGGAUUCGAGUAG
Molecule: messenger RNA, 535 nt
Organism: Branchiostoma floridae (Florida lancelet)
Lineage: Eukaryota; Metazoa; Chordata; Leptocardii; Amphioxiformes; Branchiostomatidae
Exons: 3
Coding region: 5-535 (176 amino acids)
Source: RefSeq, a predicted model, not a curated record